AGUGAAAAUGGCAACAACUAUGGCGGCCGGAGAAGAACGUGCUGCUUCUGAAGUUUUGAGAGCGCUUGCUCGACAUCUAAACUGUCUCAACGAAGACAGCAAAACCACAAGAAAACGAGCGCUUGAAGCAAUCAAAAGAGAAACGAUUGAUAAAGGGCUUUCGAGCGGCGUGUUGCAGGAGGUUUUCACGUGUCUGCUGAAGUCGCUCCUGAAAUGCCUGUCAGAUCCUAUGGAAAGAUGCAGAGAGACUGCCAUACACAUGCUUGGAGAUUUUAUUCGGUGUGUUCCUCAACCGGAGGAUUCGUUGCCUUAUCUCAUGCCCGCUUUGACGCAGCGGCUCGGCGGGAAAGAGAUCCUGGAGCCCGCGGAGGAACUUAGGCUGUCCAUGGUGGAGGUUCUGACUCUCACAGUGGAGGUGUGUGGCAGGCACCUAGCUCCCUACCUCGACGAUAUGAUGAAGAUAUUGCAGAGAACUAUUGUCGACCCUUUCCCAGACGUCAAAAGGGAGAGUUGCAAAUGCACUGUUCAUUUUGCAAAAAGUGUGCCAGAACAUUUCCACAUGCAGGCAGAGAGCCUGGUCAAGCCCCUGAUGCAGACCGUCUCCCACCAGCAUUCCCGUGUGCGUGUGUCCACCAUCGAGGCCACUGGAGCGGUCAUCCAGUACGGCACGGGGAAGAACGUGGACGAUGUGCUCUCUCACCUGGCACAGAGGCUGUUUGACGACUCACCACAGGUGAGAAAAGCUGUGACUGUGGUUGUUGGUGACUGGCUGCUCCACCUGCGAGACAGAUACUCCUACUUCCACAAGCAUCCCCUCCUACUGAGCAGCCUCAGCGAUGACAUCCCAGAGAUAAGUCAACGAGCUGCUGACCUGUGGAGGCAGACAGGCGCUCUGUGGGAGCAGGAGAAUGAGGAUGACCUGAAGGACAAGAUGGACUUCCUCCUAACCCCACCUGACCUCUACCCUGCUGGAGUGGUGCGUCCGGGCCUGGGCUGCAGGGAGCUGGUGGUGAGGAACCUGUCCAACCUGCUGCCGGCGUUGGCUCGCGACGUGGUUGACUGGGUGGCGGGCACGCGGGUCAAGACGGCCCAGCUGCUGUAUGCCCUGCUGCUGCACGCUGAGGACCACUGCACCCAGCACCUGCAGUUGCUGCUCUCCACGCUGUACCGCGCCUGCAAUGACCCCGAGAUCGACGUGGUCACCAACUGUCUGAGGUCUGCCAAGCUGCUGGGGACCUUUGUCAGCCCUGAGGUCUUCCUCAAGCUGCUCCUGGUCCACUUGGAGACCCCUUCCUCCUCCUCCUCCCCCCACACCCCCCUCAUGGUCCUGGCUGCCGUGCUGGGGGGCUCCGGGGAGCUCUUGAAACCACACCUCCAGAAGAUCGCUGAUACGCUGGUCCAACCAGACGUCUGCCAGGAGUACCAGCAGGCGGUGUAUCUGGACCAGUUGCUGUCCUGUGUGGAUGUUCUGUUGUCUGUGUGUGAGAAGGACUGUUGCUCGGUCAGUCUACAGCUGUUACAGGUGCUGGUUACUGUCCAGAGCCUCUCCACUGAGACACAGCUCACUGACAAGGCAGAGCAGAGCGUAGUGUCUCUGUGUAAGGUCCAGGGUCUGGCUACAGUAGCUGACCUCUACAGGCAGCACAUGGAUCAGCUGCUCCAGUGGCUCUCAGCCUCUCAGAAGACCUGGACCAGCUACUCCCCCCAGAGACUGCAGCUCCAGGUCAUCGCCACCCAAUCAGGCCCAGUCAUUGGAGAGUUCCUGCCCUUGCUAAUGCCCCUUCUGCAGAACUGUCUGGACCCAGAGAGAGACCCUGAGAUGAGACUACACAUCUUCACCAUGCUGUCCAAACUGCUGCUGGACGCUACACACACACUGGACUCCCAGGGGUGA
Molecule: messenger RNA, 1894 nt
Organism: Oncorhynchus masou masou (cherry salmon)
Lineage: Eukaryota; Metazoa; Chordata; Actinopteri; Salmoniformes; Salmonidae
Product: dynein axonemal assembly factor 5-like
Biological process (GO): inner dynein arm assembly; cilium movement; outer dynein arm assembly
Cellular component (GO): cytoplasm
Molecular function (GO): dynein intermediate chain binding
Source: RefSeq, a predicted model, not a curated record